Molecule: messenger RNA, 1526 nt
Organism: Aethina tumida (small hive beetle)
Lineage: Eukaryota; Metazoa; Arthropoda; Insecta; Coleoptera; Nitidulidae
Gene: tank
Product: etoposide-induced protein 2.4 homolog
Exons: 6
Coding region: 123-1073 (316 amino acids)
Biological process (GO): macroautophagy
Cellular component (GO): endoplasmic reticulum
Source: RefSeq, a predicted model, not a curated record
UUUGACGUAACAAAUGAUUCCCAAAUAUUUUUAAGUUCAUAACAAUGAAAACUAAUAGUUUGCAGUAGUUUCAAAAUUAUUCGUUUCUUAAUAAUAAAACCUAAAUAAAAGGACUAAAUAAUAUGGAGGUCAAGAAUAUACUAUAUGCGUUUUCAAAAGGAAUAUGUGACAGCUUAAGUGGUAUGAUAAAAAUCUUUAAGCUGAAUAAAGAAAUUAAUUUAAGAAGGGGAACAUCACCUGGAAGAAAUGUAUUAAUUAGACAAAGAUCUACUAACACUCCAGUCCGGGAGGACAAAAAUGAGAAUUCUCUAUUAUUUAGAGCAACCAAAUGUGGUGUUUUGAAUGGACUGCUAUUUCUUUCAAGUGUCCUAUUUUUUGAAUAUGCAAUUUGGGCAUUAUUUUCUUACUCAUAUGCAUCUGUGCCCAGAAUACUAGUUAAUGUUGUGUAUAAUGUACCACUGUAUAUUAUUUGCAAAGUAAUCAACAUUGUCUGGUUCCAGGAUAUAGCUGAUGAGGCAUACACACAUUUGAAAGGAAGACCAAAACAAAUAAAAUUCAGCACACUAAUUGCUGAUUCAUUAUUUAGUGUUGUAAUCCAAACACUUUUUCUAGUUCAGGCAUCCAUCACAAAUUAUUUACCAAUUGAAUAUGUUGGAUCAAUACUUUCUAUGAUACAAAUGUGUAUGUUGUAUGCUUUGUACUCAUUUGAAUAUAAAUGGUGUAAUAUGGGAUGGGAAUUGCACAGGAGAUUGUGCUUUAUUGAAGAUAACUGGCCAUACUUCAUUGGAUUUGGUUUACCGCAGGCGGUUUUUACUCAAUUGACUGAUUCUUGGCUGAUAAGUGGUGGAAUUUUUGCUGUGCUCUUUCCAUUUUUUAUUGUUAGUGCUACAGCAUCAGAUCCAGAAAUAAAUUCAAGCCAAUUUUCACUUCAUUUCUUUGCACCUGUGAUACAAAUAUCAAACACAAUAUUCAAAUGUGGCUUGGGACAAAGUAACACUCCUGCAUAUCUUCCUCCAAGAAGUGUUCCUUCCACUCCUAGCAGAGCUUCAAGCAGAAUGCACAGUAGGAGGUGAUUUUUUAAAAAUAUUAGAUAAUUUUAAAUAUUGACAAAUUUAUUUUCUAUCAAUGAACAAAAUUUACAUCUAAUCAUAUAUUGGUUAGUUUAGCAAAAUAUAGGUAUUUGUCUGUACAUAAAUAUAUAUGUAUAUCAUUUUUCAUAUUAUACAAAGUUAUAUAAUUUUAAUUAUUUUGUACAUAUUUGUACUUAAGGUAAUAAAUGACUGAUCUUAUAAGCGACUUGUUAUUUAUUAUAGAUAAUUUGAUAGCUUUUAUAUGGGCCUAUAUUUUCUGUAUGUGCAGAUAUUCGUAAUAUUUAAUUAUGUGUAUUUCUAUCAAUAGUUUAAAAUUAAAUAAGACAUUGUAAUUUUUGUGACCUUGCAUGUAUAAAACAUUUGUGAUGAGGCGGUGAUAUUAAUUCCAGAAAUUGUAAACAUUUUUACAUAAUGGCAUUAAAGGACUGAUAUUUA